CUCGAAAUUCCAGGGACUAGAUUAAGGGUAUCAAAUGUGAAUGCCCCCUAUAGCUAAUGCCAUUUGCAACACCUCCAAGUCCUAAUCUCCAACAUGGCUCCCACUCCGAAAUCGAGCGAGAAGAAACAACAGUCACUGACUUCAUUUUUCACACCAAAAACCGUCAAUGGCUUGGCAGCAGUCUUUGAGAAGCAAAGCCGAGCACAAGCAGCCAAGUCGCAGCCGCAAUCGCAGCCACAGUCAUCCAGCAAAGAUAACGAGUCGCCCUCGAGGAAACGAGCUUUAGAUGAUGCGGGAAAGGAGAAUGAGAAGCCUGGAAAGACUCUGAAAAGAGCUAGAGUUAAUGACACUCCCGCCAAUGAAGACACAAGUACACUUUUCUCCAGAUCGAAAGCUGGCGAUCAAGAGACCAUAGGGACACGGACAGAAAGAUACCGAUAUGACGGCUCCAGUGCACCGACCACCCAAGAUGGUGACAAGAACACGGAAUCGAUCCAGAAUGAGGAUGAAGAUGCAGAAGAGAGGCGACAACACCAGGAGCUACAUAAAAGAUUCGUCAAGAAACUCGGCCACCCAGAUGCACUCGCAUGGCGUCGCAAUCUCCAAGAUGCUGCACCGGCAGGUGAAGAUGAAGAUGCCGACGCUGAUGAAGAGGAUGCUCCAGCCCCUGCAAAGACGAAGAAGAAGGGUUCCAAGACAGGCAAACUCACCCCUAUGGAGAUCCAGUUCCUUGACAUCAAAAGAAAACACAUGGACACAAUCCUCAUCAUGGAGGUGGGUUAUAAAUUUCGAUUCUUUGGCGAGGAUGCUCGUAUAGCGGCCAAGGAGCUGAGUAUAGUCUGCAUUCCAGGCAAGAUGCGUUAUGAUGAGCACCCGUCAGAGGCUCAUUUAGAUCGCUUUGCCUCGGCGAGUAUCCCGGUGCACCGUCUUCCGGUACAUGCAAAGCGCCUGGUAGCUGCCGGACACAAAGUCGGUGUCGUUCGUCAAAUCGAGACUGCAGCAUUGAAGAAGGCUGGAGACAACCGCAACACCCCAUUUGUCCGCAAGCUCACCAAUCUCUACACAAAAGGUACAUACAUCGAUGAGAAUGGUGAGCUCGACCAGAGCGGUGGUUCGGGAGCCCCCUCGGGCGGUUAUCUAUUAUGUUUAACGGAAUCCAAGGCCAAGGGAUGGGGCACUGAUGAGAAAGUUGAUGUUGGCAUCAUUGCCGUACAGCCAGCAACCGGAGACAUCAUAUACGACAACUUCGAGGACGGUUUCAUGCGGAGUGAGAUUGAAACGCGGCUCUUGCACAUCUCCCCCUGCGAGUUCUUGAUCGUAGGGGAUUUAAGCAAGGGUACCGAUAAACUCGUGCAGCACUUAUCAGGCACCAGCACGAAUGUUUUUGGUGACCGGAGUCGAGUCGAGCGCGUUUCCAAGAGUAAGACUAUGGCGGCUGAGGCGUACUCCCACGUCACUCAAUUCUACGCGGACAAGCUCAAAGAUAAUGCCCAAGACGAAACUGCUGCCGCCCUUCUCGACAAAGUCUUGAAACUUCCCGAGUCUGUCACCAUCUGCCUCUCGGCUAUGAUCAACCAUCUCCAAGAAUACGGUCUCGAGCACAUCUUUGACCUUACAAAGUACUUCCAGAGCUUCAGCACACGCUCACAUAUGCUAAUCAAUGGUACGACCCUCGAAAGCCUUGAAGUGUACCGUAAUUCUACAGAUCACUCCGAAAAAGGCAGUCUGUUCUGGGCGCUCAACAAGACACUCACGCGCCCAGGACAUCGCCUACUCCGAAAAUGGGUAGGACGUCCCCUGCUCGAUCAACAACUUCUCGAGGCCCGUCUCAACGCCGUUGAGGAGCUUCUCGAGAAGCAAUCAACCGUUCCUGUAUCCCAGCUUGAGUCACUUUUGGCCAACACCAAAACCGAUCUUGAACGCAGUCUUAUCCGCAUCUAUUACGGCAAAUGCACACGUCCAGAACUCCUCUCAGUGCUUCAGGCCCUCCAAAGGGUUGCAAGUUACUACUCAACCGUCAAGAGUCCUUCUGACGCCCCCUUCUCUUCCUCUCUCCUAAACGAUGCUGUCUGUGCACUUCCACAAAUUCUUGACACAGUUGUGUCCUAUCUCGAGCGCAUUAACCUUGUCGCAGCCCAGAAGGAUGACAAAUAUGGCUUUUUCCGUGAUGAAUUUCAGACAGAGGAUAUGCAAGAUCAUCAACUUGGUAUCGCUCAUGUUGAGCACGAGCUAGAUGGUCACCGUGCUGCCGCCGCUGAAAAGAUCAAGAAGAAGACUGUCGAUUAUGUCACUGUUGCUGGCAUCGAAUAUCUUAUUGAGGUGCCCAACACAGAUAUCAAAAACGUCCCUGCUUCUUGGGCCAAGAUUUCUGGAACGAAGAAACUCUCACGCUUUCACACACCCGAGGUACUUCGCCUCAUCACGGAACGCGAUCAACACCGCGAGGCCUUAGCUGCCGCCUGUGACAAGGCCUUCACAGAUCUGCUCGCCUCCAUUUCUGCAGACUACCAGCCUCUUCGCGAUGCCGUAUCUGCUCUCGCGACCCUCGAUUGCAUUCUCUCACUCUCUAAAGUUGCCGCUCAGCCAGGCUACUCUCGACCCUCAUUUCUCCCAUCAACCGCCGACCCAACUAUCUCUAUUACUGGCGGUCGUCACGCUAUUGCUGAGCAUACUCUUGACGGCGGCUACAUACCCUUCUCUACCAGCCUCAUGCAUCCUUCACCUCUCGCUCAUCUCAUAACUGGCCCCAACAUGGGCGGUAAGUCUUCUUUCGUCCGCGCCCUUGCCCUUAUAGUUCUCCUUUCUCAAGUGGGCUCCUAUGUCCCAGCCGAUGCCUUGUCUCUCACCCUCUGUGAUGCUAUUCAUACACGAACGGGGGCUCGCGACAAUCUCUUCGCCGGUGAAUCUACAUUCAUGGUUGAGGUCUCUGAAACAGCCCGUAUCCUUCGAUCGGCCGGCCCCCGAAGUCUGGUCAUUCUCGACGAGCUAGGCCGCGGAACCAGUACUCACGAUGGCGCCGCCAUCGCUCAGGCUGUGCUGCAGCAUGUCGUCACUGAAACCCGCUGCCUAACACUCUUCAUCACGCACUAUCAAAAUCUAGCGCGGGUAGCUGAAGGUCUGGAUGGUGUCAAGAACGUUCACAUGAAAUUCAAGGCAGAGAAGGGAGAGGAUGGCGAGGAACAGGUCACGUUCUUGUACGAAGUUGGCGAAGGUGUUGCUCAUCGAUCUUAUGGCUUGAACGUUGCGAGGCUCGCUCAUAUUCCCAAGAAGGUCAUUGAUGUUGCUGCUCUGAAGUCGGGGCAAAUGGAGCAAGAAAUGAAGAUUCGUCGCUUCAGGGGUGUUUGCCGUGCCUUGUCAGACGUAAUACAUAACGGGCCGGAUCAACUUGACCAGCUGGUAUCGGGCAUUGAACAAUUGUAAAUAACAUCACAACUAUACUACGUACUGUUUCGGGGAUUCGAUAGAAGAAAGAAAUAAAAACCCAAUGUCAGAAUGACUAAUUUCCCAUAAGGUGCUUACAAUGUCUUCUGUCUUGAAACCCCGUAACUCCAAUGUCAAAUGAUAUGUCCGUCUCCCCCGGACACCAAAGUCCACCUAGUUAUUCUUUUCUCAUGACACCAUUUUAUAUGCCUCCUUGAAGCCCCAAAUUCCCCAUACUGAUCAUCUGAGCGCCGUUAAACAUUGUCCCAAGUUAAUCGAAACUCCUAAUUGUUUCCCCACCCGGUACCAUUUUGUUAAAAGUUCAAAAAGAAUAAUAGAAUGUCAAAAACGCAAGUCGGUAGAAAUAGGCGUAG
Messenger RNA from Fusarium odoratissimum NRRL 54006, 3794 nucleotides. Its product is annotated as DNA mismatch repair protein MSH3. Gene Ontology annotation, biological process: mitotic recombination; mismatch repair. Gene Ontology annotation, molecular function: ATP binding; ATP-dependent DNA damage sensor activity; mismatched DNA binding. Bases 94 to 3420 code for a protein of 1108 amino acids. Lineage: Eukaryota; Fungi; Ascomycota; Sordariomycetes; Hypocreales; Nectriaceae. The transcript has 2 exons. Gene Ontology annotation, cellular component: nucleus. The record is from RefSeq and is a predicted model, not a curated record.